Molecule: messenger RNA, 1732 nt
Organism: Osmia lignaria (orchard mason bee)
Lineage: Eukaryota; Metazoa; Arthropoda; Insecta; Hymenoptera; Megachilidae
Product: testicular acid phosphatase homolog
Biological process (GO): dephosphorylation
Molecular function (GO): phosphatase activity
Source: RefSeq, a predicted model, not a curated record
CCAAGAUUUCAACUCGCGAACCGUACUGAUAUAUUCUUCCAUUUGGAUGUAAUAAUGCUGCAGUUGAUCCAGAACCACUCAACGAUAGUACAAUGUUAUUCUACGCUGACCAUAAAUGCAAUUCACAUAAGAAUCAUAUACACCCAAAACGUAAGCAGACAUGUGGAGUGCAAAAAUUGGCCUACAUACGAAGAGUAUAUCUUUUAUAUUUCAUGCGGCUAUACAGUUGACACCAAUGGAAUAAAUGUUGGGCACUUGAGUAUACAACAUAUAGCCUUAUUGCAAGUAACAUUGUAUUGUAUAAUACUGCUUUUCAAAUGGUGGGGACAUAGGAUUUAUCUACUGACAGUUCUUAAAGUCCCAGUACGUGCUCGUUCCGCACGUGUAGUAACUCGUGGGAGUUCAUUGGUAAAUAGGAAGACAAUUUUCAAAAAUUUUUUUCUAGAUUUUCAAUAAUGAUUAUACCUAAACUUCUACUCUUCUUGGCUACUAUCAGUUUUACUUUAGAAUCACCUGUACAAAUUAAAAGCCCUGAGAGGAGUGACGAUAAAGAUCAUGAAAAAGCUAAGAGUAAUACGCUUCGUUUAGUUACAAUAGUAAUGCGGCAUGGGGACAGAGCACCACAGGAUACUUAUCCAAAUGAUCCUUAUGUUAAUAACUCAAUGGAACCUUAUGGUUGGGGUCAACUGACAAAUGAAGGACGAAGAAAUCAGUACAAUCAAGGACUUUUCUUACGAGAACGUUAUAGUCAUUUUCUGGGUCCAACGUACAGUCCCGACAUAUUUUAUUUACAAUGUACUGCGGUUGAUCGUACAAAAAUGUCUGCAAUGUUGGAAGCAGCAGCUUUAUGGAAACCAAACGAAAAACAGUCAUUUAAGCCUGAUCUACCUUGGCAACCUGUCACUUUAUUCUAUCAACCACGUUCAGAAGACACGUUGAUGCUAAUAUGGGAUACAUGCCCAAAAUAUACCAAAUUACGACAAACAGUUAAUAGUUUACCGGAAGUUCAAAAAGUUCAAGAAGAUAAUAAACAAUUGUACAAGAAAUUAACAAACUUAACGGGUAUGGUAAUUUCAAAUCCAGCUGACGUAGGUUCGCUUUAUUCAACAUUAACAGCAGAGAAACAUAUGAAAUUAACUCUUCCCGAGUGGACUAAUGAUUAUUAUCCUGAUAAAUUAAUACCAUUAACAUUAUAUGAUCUCCAACUCAAUGUAUAUAAUGAUCCUUUAAAAAGACUGAAAGGAGGACCUUUUCUUAAGAAGAUUGUUAUUGAUAUGCUGGCAAAAAAAGACAAUACUUUAAAGCCUCAAGAAAGGAAAAUGUUUAUGUAUAUUGGUCAUGACAGUUCUAUUGUAAGUUUGUUAGAUGUCAUGCAUGUAUGGAAUAAUCAAAUUCCGAAUUACAAUAUCAUGACAAUGAUUGAAUUACAUGAAGAUAGUUGUGGAUGGAAUGUUCAGGUUUUCCUAAGAAAUACCACUGAACGUGAACCGUAUCGUUUGACGAUUCCUGGAUGUACAACAAUUUGUCCUCUUGAAAAAUUUAUACACAUUUUAAAACCCAUGAUACCAGACAAUUGGGAAGAAGAAUGUAAAGUCGAUGGAGAUUAUACACUCCCACCCGCUCCAGUUCCUUGAAUAUAAUUUAUUUUAUAAAAAUGUAAAGUGAGCAAUAAGUGAUUUUAUUAUUAAAAAUUUUAAUUCUGUAACGCACAAAUAAAAAUUACAGGAUAAAA